UCGACGCUUAGUACGCGCUGUGCCGUCGCGACGGUCACUUGUUUCUUCACAGAAAAAGUUAAUCAGAGUUGGCUAUACGCACGGCCAACUUCGUUUAUCGUCGCCUCGAUCGGGGGGUGCUAAAGUAUUAUUGCUUGCCUAACCUGACUUUUAGUUUCCAUUUGCAUAUGCAGUAAACCGACGAUUGAUGGCACGUGUCCAUAUGGUUGUCAUGUCUGCCACCGCCUAACAAGGGACGUUCUUCGUCGCUAUGAUACCAACUAGUACCAUCUCAUUAAAGCAGAAUAACACCUCGCAAUCUCUUCCUGACGGAACCCCUUUUCAGCAAAUUAUGAAACAAUGGAACAGAGCGCCUGAAACACGAGAAUUGCCGUAAACAAAGCCGUUCCGCCGUGAUGUAAUAAUAAUAGUAGCGGGGUUGUGUAUGUACGACCUUUUGUGAUUGUGCGGAUUUGUAUGUGUGGGCUAUUCUAUUAAUUAUGCACCAACAAUUAAGACUGAUCGAGAUUAUCUUUGGAACGUCUAAUCGAGUUACGGUUAAUUUUCAUUGAUGUGUGCGUUUUAUUCAUGCUCACCACAACAAUGGCAGCUAUUGCGUAUUCACUGAACAUUUAUACGUGUUUUUUCUUCGUCGUUUCGGCAGAAUUGAUGAUGACUUCUUCCUCCGUUAUUUAUCAAGAUAUGGUCAAGCUGAGUAGAGAUAAGAGGGCGUACGAAACCCAUCGAAGCAAAGACAAUGUGGUAAAAGUCCCUUCCAUUUCAUCGUCCGGCAGAAGUUCAGUUUUCGCAACGGCCAAUUCGACGUCGGUGGCGGCGCAGAUUGGUGGGACGGCAAAGCUGCCUUGCAUCGUCCGCAAAUUUAACAAUGGAGUAGUGUCCUGGAUUAGAAAGGAUGUCACUCCACCUACAAUCCUAACGAUCGGUCUAGGCCCGUACAUAGCUGAUGAUCGCUUCAUGGUGGAACAUGCUAGACACCUCCAAAACUGGGACCUAGUCAUAAAACAUGUUCGACCCUCAGAUGCCGGACUCUACGAAUGUCAAGUGUCAACACAUCCUGCGACCAGCAUAUUUAUCGAGUUACGAGUCACAGAAGCCUCGGCGGAAAUCAUAGGCGCUCCAGAUCUGCACGUCCGCGCCGGAUCUACCCUGCGCCUCGUCUGUACGAUCCUCCACUCCACCGAGACCCCGCUGUACGUGUUCUGGUACCACGACCAAAGGAUGAUCAAUCACGACGCCGGCGUCAAGGUCACCAUCGACAGGAGCACCAGCGUCCUGCAGCUGCAGGAUGCCGACACGACGCACAGCGGGAACUAUACCUGCGAUCCCGCAAAUGCCGUUCCCGCAUAUAUCAACGUUCAUGUCCUUAAUGCCACUGAAGAAGAGAACCCAGCAGCGAUGUUACAUGCAAGCAGCAGCGGAGUUUCCACAGCGCUUUUUAUGACUAUAAUAUUAAUUGUUGCUAUUCAUGUAACUUUAUCAUUAAAUAGUUGACUUUCUUCAACGUAUUUGUAUAAAUUGUAAAUAUUUUGUAUAUAAUUAUUUGAGAAAUAUCCGUGACUGUAACUACUUUAGAUUGAUUCAAAUCAAGAAAAGAAUUCCGAUUAAAAAUGUAGCAUAUUUAAUUUCGUCGUACAUAUUACUGUAUUUAUUGUGUGUUAAAAUAAAGUGAAUAAGGAUCAAA
Molecule: messenger RNA, 1681 nt
Organism: Zophobas morio
Lineage: Eukaryota; Metazoa; Arthropoda; Insecta; Coleoptera; Tenebrionidae
Product: V-set and immunoglobulin domain-containing protein 1-like
Exons: 6
Coding region: 568-1491 (307 amino acids)
Biological process (GO): synapse organization
Cellular component (GO): neuron projection membrane
Source: RefSeq, a predicted model, not a curated record